GACACUGAACACAACACACUCGGUGAGUUUGGCAUCCUGGUACUUCCUCAAUGUGUUUGGACUGAGGAGCAUGUACAGCCUCAUACUGGGACAGGACAACGCUGCUGACCAGUCACGGCUCAUGCAGGAACAGAUGGCAGGUGCUGCCAUGACGAUGCCCCCUGACCCCAACAAGGCUUUUAAGAGUGAGUGGGAGGCGCUGGAGAUCGUGGAACAUAAGUGGGCGCUGGAGAACGUGGAGGAGGAGCUGAUGUCCAGAGACCUCAACUUUGGAAACUUCUUUAGUCAGGACAUCAAGUCCCCCAUGUUGUAGGAGGACGAGGACCCACGAGCUCUGGAGCUCCUGCGUCCGGUUGGCAAACUUGGGAUGUGCAGGUUCUGUGAUAGCUCUAAAGGCUCUGGAACACACAGACUCUCUAAACAAAUAAAACAAUUCAGUCACCCUCCGGCUUUUCAUGAGCCCCCAAAGGCCA
This is a messenger RNA of Scatophagus argus, 473 nucleotides long. RefSeq names its product ER membrane protein complex subunit 3-like. The coding region runs from base 71 to 313 and encodes 80 amino acids. Gene Ontology annotation, cellular component: EMC complex; membrane. The transcript has 3 exons. The record is from RefSeq and is a predicted model, not a curated record. Gene Ontology annotation, biological process: protein folding in endoplasmic reticulum. NCBI's taxonomy places the organism in Eukaryota, Metazoa, Chordata, Actinopteri, Scatophagidae.